UAAGAGUAUAUUAAUGCAGAGAAGAAGAGACAGUGAGGCCACACACUUACACUCGUAGAGAGAGAUAGUAACGCAGCUGUCACAAAUCCCUUGUCUUUCUUCCUUCUCUUUUUUUGGCCAGCAAAUUAGGCUGUCAGAUCUCUCUCUCUCUCACUCACAUCUUUUAAAAAAAAUAAUAAAUUUGUUUCCUUUCCUUAUAUAUUUUUGUUGCAAUCAUAAUCAACCAACACCUCUGUUUCAAACAACCAUCAAAUAAUAACCAUAAUACACCAUCAUAAACCAUACCUACCCUCUUCAAAUGCAAUGAUUCCACUGCUGCCAAUCGCACAUAUAUAGUACAGAGCAGAGACAUUUUAUGGAAUUUUGGCCAAGGCAAACAAAGUGAAGAAAGAGCUUAAAUGAGUGAGACAGCGACUCUUCAUGCACAAACAAGGACACCCAUUUCUUCUUUGGAUUCAAUGGCUCAUCACCACCCGCAUUAUCGGUCACCCUUCGGAGACACAACGUUCACCAAAUUGUUCGUUGGAGGACUAGCUUGGGAGACUCCCACCGAAGAAAUGCGCAAAUAUUUCGAGCAGUUCGGUAACAUUCUUGAAGCUGUCAUCAUCACUGACAAGAACACCGGAAAAUCCAAAGGCUAUGGAUUCGUAACAUUCUGUGAUCAAGAAUCAGCUAGAAGGGCAUGUGCUGAUCCAAACCCAAUAAUAGAUGGAAGAAGAGCAAAUUGUAAUAUUGCUUCUCUUGGAAGGACUAGACUAUCACCACCUAGAGGGAGGAAUGUAGUUCAAGGUGGAGGAGGAACAGCACAGGGUGUUCCGGGAGUGGGACUGCCACCGUCGCUGCCCCCGCCACCACCUGUUCUGUACCCACCAUAUGGCUAUACAACCUACACUCCUGAUUAUGGGUACCACCAAGCCACAAUGUACAACCCACAGAUUCAGCAACCACAAUACUAUCAACAACUUUAUGGAGCAUCAUCUUCUACCAUGAGCACCCCAUAUUACUAUAGUUAUUCUGUGCAAGCACCAAGAAACGCAUUUUCUUCACCCCAAGCAAAUCGCCUAUCACCUGGACCAUCCUAUCUAUACUACCCUACACCAAUGGAAGUCUCAUUCUCUGGAUAUCGUCCACCCCAACAAAUACCAAUGAGGCAAACCUUUGCUUCCCCUAAUGAUUCACAGAGUCAGCAGCGUACCUCCUCUGAAACAGCAGCCGGGGUAGCUAUAACAUCAGAAAGAUCGAAUACCCAAGGGAAGAACUAAUAAAUAUAUAUACCUGCUAAGUUUCAACUGUUUAAUCUUCAAGUCACAUUAAUUCUUCAUCUUUAUCCUCAUUAUAUUAUAAUUUUUUUAGUCCACAAGCUUUUGCUUUAGGAAAUAAUGGUUCAGUUAGCUGAUUACCGAUGUUCUCCACAGCUAUGGCAUUUUCAAAAGAUGGACUCAUCAACUUCUUCAUUCACAAUAUUAUCAUUCUCUUCUCCUUUUCUUUAGGGAUUUUCACUUUUAUAUCUAAGAUUAUACCCACUCACACAUGUAGUACGUGUUUAAUUAGUAAAAGUGUGACAAGUAAUAUGAAUAAAUGCCCUCUAUAAAAAUCCAUUAUUAAGAUUAACUUAUCACGGUACAGCACUCUUGCCUAACAAGCGCACAUAAAAUCAGACCUAUGUUCAUACUAGAAUAUCAAUCAGCUAUCAGUUUGGUGAACCCAA
This is a messenger RNA of Glycine soja, 1708 nucleotides long. Its product is annotated as RNA-binding protein 38-like. Gene Ontology annotation, molecular function: RNA binding. The transcript is spliced from 6 exons. The record is from RefSeq and is a predicted model, not a curated record. Bases 399 to 1262 code for a protein of 287 amino acids. Lineage: Eukaryota; Viridiplantae; Streptophyta; Magnoliopsida; Fabales; Fabaceae.